This is a messenger RNA of Micropterus salmoides (largemouth bass), 1214 nucleotides long. RefSeq names its product prostasin-like. The record is from RefSeq and is a predicted model, not a curated record. The transcript has 6 exons. NCBI's taxonomy places the organism in Eukaryota, Metazoa, Chordata, Actinopteri, Centrarchiformes, Centrarchidae. The coding region runs from base 219 to 746 and encodes 175 amino acids. Gene Ontology annotation, biological process: proteolysis. Gene Ontology annotation, molecular function: serine-type endopeptidase activity.
CACAGACCUAAGAGGCAUGUAAACCCGGAGUAAAAUCUUGUAGGCUUUGUGUACACAUACCUGGCCAAUGAAAGUGAUUCUGAUUCCAAAAAGUAGGCACAGCAGCAGGCUCGGGGCCAUACAAAGUGUUAAUUUGUUUUGUUGGUGAAGAAGGGCGUGUGCGGCAUGUCAAGGCGGUUUAUCCACUUAUGACAAGACAUUGUUGGUAGAAUCGCACCAUGGAAGUCAAAGUGUUGGUUUGUGGCAUCGUGCUCGUGGUUUUAGCGGUUACAGGAAGCAACGCACAGUUAGAUGAUUGUGGCACUGCGCCACUCAACGCCAGGAUCGUAGGAGGGGCGGAUGCUGUUCCAGGGUCGUGGCCCUGGCAGGCCAGUCUGCAGACCAAUGGACUGCAUUUCUGUGGAGGCUCCCUGAUCAACAACCAGUGGAUCCUGACUGCUGCUCACUGUUUCAACAUCCCCACUCCCAAUCUCAUCGUUUACCUCGGCCGUGACACCCUGAACUUGUUGACUCCAAACGGAAAGUCCUGGACUGUGUCCCAGAUCGUCAAGCAUCCAAACUAUGAUAAAGAGACGUUCAACAACGACAUAGCCUUGCUGAAGCUGUCCUCUCCUGUUACGUUCACUGACUACAUCAGACCCGUGUGUUUAGCGGCGGACGGCAGCGCCUUUAACAUUGGGACGACCUGCUGGGAAACAUCAAAACUGAGACUCUACUUCCUUCCCCAGGGAGGCUGCAGGAGGUGAGUCUUCCCAUCGUGUCCAACAGUAAUUGUAACGCUUCCUACGGUUUCAUCACAAACAACAUGAUCUGUGCCGGUCUAACCCAGGGGGGACAGGGCACCUGUUUUGGGGAUUCAGGCGGCCCGUUGGUGACUAAAAACGGCUCUGUCUGGGUCCAGGCUGGAAUCGUGAGUUUUGUAGCACAAGAAGGCUGUGCCCUGCCGAAUGUCCCCGAAGGCUUCACCCGAGUGUCCCAGUAUCAGUUCUGGAUCAACAGCCAGAUCAGCAUCUCUGGAGCCGCUCACCUGGUUCCCCUCUCGGUUCCUCUGCUGCUGUCCAUCGUCCCUGUUCUCUUCUCCUUGUCUGUCCUUUCAUAGAAAAUUUAUUUAAUACACCAGGAUUUAAAAUCUCUGUCUCUCUGUCUCGUGGUCACAUAUGUUUUGCCUUUUAAGACUCAUUUAUCUUAAAACAAGCAACAAAAUCUGCUCCUUG